Messenger RNA from Hevea brasiliensis (rubber tree), 1000 nucleotides. Its product is annotated as ADP-ribosylation factor. Gene Ontology annotation, molecular function: GTP binding; GTPase activity. Gene Ontology annotation, cellular component: cytoplasm. Bases 198 to 743 code for a protein of 181 amino acids. Gene Ontology annotation, biological process: vesicle-mediated transport; intracellular protein transport. Lineage: Eukaryota; Viridiplantae; Streptophyta; Magnoliopsida; Malpighiales; Euphorbiaceae. The transcript is spliced from 7 exons. The record is from RefSeq and is a predicted model, not a curated record.
AGGUUCACAAUAUAGGCUACUCCAUUCGGCGCACGUUUCUCUUCCUCUCUCUCUCGCUCUCUCUCCAUCCAUCGACGGAAAAAGGAGAGACUAGAGUCGCAUCUCUUCUCAUAACACGCGAUUUGCUCCUGUCGCUCACCCACUUACGUCACAUACUUCUUCAAAAGUGCUACGAAUACACAUACAGAGAAUCAGAGAUGGGGCUUAGCUUUACGAAGCUAUUUAGCCGGCUUUUUGCCAAGAAGGAGAUGCGAAUUCUGAUGGUGGGUCUUGAUGCUGCCGGAAAGACCACUAUUUUGUACAAGCUCAAGCUUGGAGAAAUUGUCACCACCAUCCCUACUAUUGGAUUUAAUGUGGAGACAGUGGAAUAUAAGAACAUCAGCUUCACUGUUUGGGAUGUUGGUGGUCAAGACAAGAUUCGCCCUCUGUGGAGGCAUUACUUCCAGAACACUCAGGGUCUUAUUUUUGUGGUGGAUAGUAACGACAGAGAUCGAAUUGUUGAGGCAAGGGAUGAGUUGCAUAGAAUGUUGAAUGAGGACGAACUGAGAGAUGCUGUCUUGCUUGUCUUCGCCAACAAACAAGAUCUUCCCAAUGCCAUGAAUGCUGCAGAAAUAACUGACAAGCUUGGGCUUCAUUCUCUCCGUCAACGCCACUGGUACAUCCAGAGCACGUGUGCAACAUCUGGAGAGGGCCUUUAUGAGGGGCUGGACUGGCUGUCAAACAACAUUGCUAGCAAGGCUUGAAAACAAAGCUCAUGGAUUUUGGUGGUUGUCUAGACUUACAAGACUUGCGACUCUGGAAAGCCUAUUUAUCCCCUUUUUGUUCAGAGACGGUUGUAAUAGCAGAAUGUUUGUUUAGAUCCUACUUUUAUAAUAUGGUUUGUGCAAUCUGUAUUAGCUAGCGCUUUUAACAAAAUUAUAAAUGACCCAAACGCUUUUAUGGUUGGCAAGUAUUGGUUUUCUUCUGGGUGUUUUUAUAUCCAAUAUCAUAUUUUAGAGAA